CCGCGAAGGCCAUCAUGAGAGCUUUCCCCGCGUUUCUGUAUCCUCUUGUCGGAGUGCAUCUCCUUGAUCAAGUUGGAGUUGUUUCUUGAAUGAUUCCUGUCGGUCCAUCGGCAGCACCAUCAAGAUGAGCAGUUACACAUACAUCUACAACUCGCAGCUGGAUGCGUUCUCCCUGUACCACCUCACCCACGAGCAGGCGACAAAGCCCAGCGCUCUGGGUCCCGCCUUGCCGGCGCUCGGUCACGCAACGUCCGGCGCAUUAGGAACGGCCGUCUCGAAGCUCAUCACAUACCCUCUCGACCUCGUCGUUACGCGGCUGCAAGUGCAGAAGCAGCUCCAGGGCGAGAACGAGCGGCCGAGGUACAAUGGCAUCCUCGAUGCCAUCGAGAAAAUCUACGAGCGCGAAGGAGGACUGUCGGCCUUCUACAAUGGCAUGCCGCACGAGGUGUUCAAGGGCGUCACGGACAGCUUUCUGUUCUUCCUCGCAUAUUCGUAUGUGAGGCAGAGUCGGCUGGCCGCGAACGGUGGACGCAAGAGCCUGGGAGCUAUGGAAGAGAUUGGUGUGGGUGUGGUGGCCGGCGCCUUCUCCAAGCUCUGCACGAUGCCCAUCCAGAACAUCGUCACCAGGAAGCAGACAGCAGCAAUGACGGCACUCGAAGGAAGCACAGGCAUACCACCAGCCUCAAGCACACGAGACAUUGCGUAUGAGAUCAGGAAGGAGAAGGGAUUGCAGGGCUUCUGGUCAGGCUACUCCGCCAGCCUCAUACUGGCGCUCAACCCAUCUCUCACCAUGCUGCUGCACAAAGUGCUGUUGCGACUCCUAGUAUCGCAGGGCAAAAGUGAUGACCCCGGCGCACGCGUCACGUUCCUCAUCGCGGCGACGAGCAAGGCAUUGGCCUCCACCAUUACCUACCCGUUCCAGCUUGCUAAGACACGGGCUCAGGUCUCGUCCCAGAAGCCUACUGAGGUCACUGGUGAGACAUCAGAAUUCGAAAAGGCAGAGAAGCCAUUGAGGUCGAAGGCUAUCCGUGCCAGACAGCGUACUGUGUUCGCUACUGUUUUACGCAUUGCACAGACCGAAGGCUUCGCGGGCUUGUACCAGGGUCUUGGUGGAGAAGUGCUGAAAGGCUUCUUUUCGCAUGGUAUCACGAUGCUGAUGAAGGAGCGUAUUCACGCCGUCAUCAUCAACCUGUACUAUGCGGUCUUAAAGUCAAUGGAGAAGUUCCCUAGCCCUGAGGAGCUCAAGCAGAUGGCAGCGGACAGCAUCGAAGAUGGCAAGGAGCGGGUGGGUGAUACCUACACGAAGGGCGUUGAGGUUGCUGGACAAGCGGCUGAGAAGAUUCAGGACGCAGUUGCACAGGGAUCUGAGCAGGCCCAAAACCUAUACGAGAGCGGCAAGGAGCAGGUCGGCGAGGCAUAUAACAGGGCCACCGAGGCAACGCAGUCUGCAACGUCGACUGCACAAGACGCAGUGAGCAGCGGUUCGCAGAAGGCGCAAAGCCUGGCAGAAGCUGGAAAGGAGCAGGCUCGCGGAGUGUAUGCGAAUGCCGCCGAGACAGCACAAUCCGUAACAUCAGCUGCACAAGAGCAAGCGAGUGGAGCAUACAAGAAAGCAGCUGAAGCAGCUGAGUCGGUCACGUCAACAGCGCAGAGACAGGCCAGCGACGCAUAUAACAAGGCAAGCGACGCAGCACAGUCCGCGACCUUGACUGCCCAGGACCCGGCCAGCGGUUCGUACGCAAAGGCGACCGAGUCAGUAGAGUCAGCAUCCUCAACAGCACGGGGACAGGCUAGCGAGGUUUACAACAGGUAUACCCAAGCAGCAGACUCAACGACAUCCAGCGCCCAGCAAGCCGCCAACACUGGAUCGCAAUCUGACAGUCUGGUAGAGAAGGGCAAGGAGAUCGCAAACAAUGCUCAAGAGCAGUCGAGGGACAUCGCAGACACAUAUGGUAAACACGAGUAAUGGUUUAAGCAAGGAUGGACAGCAGCAGAUUGCACAUAUACCCAGGUUUUCUUCUCACAUGUAUACGGUGGUUUCAUGAAGGUGAUUGGGAUCCCAUGACCGUUGGCAGCAGCCUAACGUUGAAAAUUGCAUGUGACGCCCAAGGUUGUAAUGAUUCACACCAGGAAUAUGGCUUUCUGAUGGAGACAGUUGAAACGCAGAUUUGGCGAGAGUGUCGUGAACACCUCCAGCCUGGGUCUUGGAUCCACGAACAUGCAGCCGUACCUUCCUC
Molecule: messenger RNA, 2237 nt
Organism: Macroventuria anomochaeta
Lineage: Eukaryota; Fungi; Ascomycota; Dothideomycetes; Pleosporales; Didymellaceae
Product: mitochondrial carrier
Exons: 2
Coding region: 125-1966 (613 amino acids)
Source: RefSeq, a predicted model, not a curated record